Messenger RNA from Talaromyces marneffei, 2706 nucleotides. RefSeq lists its product as uncharacterized. Lineage: Eukaryota; Fungi; Ascomycota; Eurotiomycetes; Eurotiales; Trichocomaceae. Bases 1 to 2706 code for a protein of 901 amino acids. The record is from RefSeq and is a predicted model, not a curated record. The transcript is spliced from 3 exons.
AUGGCCGUUCUGGCGAGUGUCAUUGUGCAAACCGAGGACAUAUCCUCGCCCUCUCUUGCAGAGGAGCUUAUCUCCCCGGUGACAACAGAUUCGAUGGUUACAGUGCCGUUGUCAGAUCGACAGUCGCUUUCCGAAAGUAUCGCUACCGAGUUCGAUAGUCCUACGACUCCGGUCGACGAGAAAGCGGAUCAAGUUUCUUUCAUGGAAACCGCGACACAGAUCGAUCUGACGCCAAAGAGUGAGGUUACCGGCCGAGUCGAUGAGAUACCUAUAACCGGAAAUACGAAACAUUCAUCAACUAUAUCGAACGAAGCAGCGAGCAAUACCCAGGACGGAUAUGAAUCGUCGUCACCUACGGAAAGCACGGGAGGAGUUGACUGGGAAAAACUGGAUAAAUCAGAGGAGCAGGAACCGCGAACCCAAGGAACAGACGAGUCUACGGCAUUGUUGUUAGCGCGUCUAGAGCAAGAGAAUAAUGCUCUCGCGACGAAUCCUAAAUCAGGGCUUGCAAAGAAAACCCACCGAAAGUCUCGUCCCCCCUCCAUACAACACUUGCAAAAACUUGUUAACGAUCCGCGAUCAUCUUUUCGAUACUCCCAAUUACAACCGCCACCUAUGACCGAACUCGAAUUCUGGGCUGCUUUGGUCGCGGAUUACCCUUCGACGGCACAAAGGCUGCCUACGUUGACAUCUCACAAAAUUCGCGCUGGAGUUCCGCCGCCGCUACGUGGAGUAGUUUGGCCUAGUAUUGCCGGAGCCAGGGAUACGUUACUGAUUGAGGAAUUUGGACGACUAUGUAACGAAUCGAGUCCCUACGAAGGACUGAUUGGCAAAGAUAUCGGCCGCAGCUUCCCGAAUGUCGAGAUGUUCCGCGAUCCCAAUGGGGAGGGUCAACAGAUGUUGGCUAGAGUACUGAAAUGCUUUAGCCUGUACGAUACCAAGAUAGGAUACUGUCAAGGACUUGGAUUUGUCGUCGGCCCUCUAUUGAUGCAUAUGACGGACGCAGAGUCAUUUUGUGUUUUGAUCAGGCUCAUGGAACAUUAUGACUUGCGCUCAUGCUUCUUACCGGAUCUGUCAGGUCUACAUCUACGCAUCUACCAAUUUCAGAACCUCCUCUCUCGUCAUUUACCAUCGUUGUUUGCCCACCUUCAGUCUCUAAACAUCGAACCGAUCUAUGUCUCGCAAUGGUUCCUUUCAUUCUUUGCAGUUGCAUGUCCGCUACCGAUGCUGCUUCGUAUAUAUGAUGUCUUGUUAUUGGAAGGAGCUUCCGAAACACUGAUGAGAGUUGCGCUAUCACUCAUGCAGCGCAACGAGAAAAAGAUUAUUAGCUUUACCGAGUUCGAGGAUGUAUUGCAAUUCUUGCUGUCUCGAAGUUUAUGGGAUACCUAUGCGUGCAACGCUGACGACUUGGUUAAUGAUUUUGUUUCAUUGACUCCACUCGUCUCAAAAGAAAGCCUCCAAGCGCUGGAGGCAAGCUAUAGCCAAUCUCAGGGCGUGCCUACGGGAAUCUCGUUCCCGCAGAUGCAAGCUACAGCAUCACGAUUCCUCGGUCGAUUGUGGGCUGGCUCUCACAAAUCACUGAAUCCUUCGGCUGCGCGCCCCGAAAGUACAGUCAGGCGUUCGCCAUCCAAGCAAAGCAUGGCAUCUACACUCAAUUCUAUGGAAACGUCUGUUUCUGAUGCCAGUACUGCUCCCACAGAAGCCUCUAUGGGGGCGGAUCAGAAAAUCCGCGCAAAAUCCGCAAUAUCACACAAGGAUAGAGAUUUACAUGGUCAGAUUGAAGACCUUCUGACAGCUUUGAGCGACAUGCAACGGGAACAAUCAGAACUGGCUAGAGAUUUACAGCGAGAGCGAGAAGAACGAGAGGAGGAUCGAGAGAUUUCAAAGGCUUUGCUGAGCCACAUCAAGCAGUCAGAGAUCAAAGAGAAUACUGAGGAGCUCAUUAGCAAGGCCGAUGAGAGGUUUUCGUCGGUGAACAAACGAGACUCGAUUCUACAGACGAAGCAUCAGUUGAGAGACGAGGCAGGCAGAUGGAAAGAAAAACAUGGGAUGGAAGUGACGCGUUGCGUCGAUCUUACUCGACAGCUUGAUGAACAUGAGAGCGAGAAUAAUCGUUUGAAAGAGGAGUUGCGAGAGGCCCGGUCACGUAUUCAAGACGGAUACCGAGAGAAACAGAAGUUGGAGCGAACAGUCCAGGAGCUUCGUGCACGCAAAGGCGUAGUCGCGGACAACAGUAGCCAAGACAACUCGGGUGCGGCUAGUGAUAAUGAAGCAUGGCCUACUUCGUCUACCGGUCUGCGUGAAUUCAAGCUUGGGCGAUCGAGGAAAGAAGUGGCAAAGUUCCCUAAGCGGUCUAGCAGUUUGGGUCUACAAAGUCUACUCGGUCAAUCGGCAGAGUCCGACAAUAGGACGUCUACAACUUCCGGGUCCGAAGACUCGUUGCUACUGGAGCUUGUCAACGCCAAGACAGCAGAAGCAGUAGCCAAGCAAGAAUUGGAAGAGGUAAAAGCCAAGCUGGACUCUCUUCGGCGACUGAUGAAUGGACACUCUCGAGUGAACACGUCGAUCGGUGAGAUACCAACUAAUUUUUCUGCAACACCGAAUAAACUAUCGCCCGAAUCAGCCAAGGCCACCCCGACAGGCGGUGGGUUUUUUGGCUGGGGGAGAAGAAGUGCAUCAACAGUUGGUGUGACGGAUUCCAAGUGA